AUGCAUAUGCCUACUUUCGGACAGGUCGCCACCCUCGGCAUGGCCUUCUUCGCCGUCGCAGCUCUGGCUAACCCCGUUGCUGAGCCUCUUGAGGCCGACAUCGUCGAGCGCUCUGCCGACAUCGUCGCCCGCGGUGAGGGUAUCGCAGCCAUCGGCGGCGCCGAAGUCCUCGCCCGCAACGCCGCCCUCGAGCAGCGCAACAAGAAGAAGAAGUGCAAGCGCACCCACAGCAAGGACUACUGCUCCGACUCGGACGACGACAAGAAGAAGAAGGACAACAAGAAGAAGCAGUGCAAGCGCAACAAGAAGGGCGACUGCUCCGACUCUGACGAUGAUAAGAAGAAGGGCAACCAGAAGGGCAACCAGAAGGACGACAAGAAGGGCGGCAACAAGGGAUACUACCGUCGCCACGCCAACGCCGACGUCGAGGACCUCGAGUAA
Molecule: messenger RNA, 441 nt
Organism: Colletotrichum karsti
Lineage: Eukaryota; Fungi; Ascomycota; Sordariomycetes; Glomerellales; Glomerellaceae
Exons: 4
Coding region: 1-441 (146 amino acids)
Source: RefSeq, a predicted model, not a curated record